This is a messenger RNA of Drosophila hydei, 4232 nucleotides long. RefSeq names its product probable aldehyde oxidase gad-3 (gene AOX1). The transcript is spliced from 6 exons. The record is from RefSeq and is a predicted model, not a curated record. Gene Ontology annotation, molecular function: oxidoreductase activity; FAD binding; 2 iron, 2 sulfur cluster binding. The coding region runs from base 202 to 4005 and encodes 1267 amino acids. Lineage: Eukaryota; Metazoa; Arthropoda; Insecta; Diptera; Drosophilidae.
AGGCUCAGCAAAUGGGCUGGGCCAAUAAAUACGGCAAUACUCGGGCCCCGGAACUACAGUACAGCUGCGAUCGGCGUGGGUCGAACAAUUAAAAAAUAUUUGCGAUACGUUGCGAAAUACAUUAAAGAACAAACUUGUCUUACAAAAUAAAAAUAAUAAGUGUUUUUCAUAGAUAAAAAGCAAAACGAAAAUCUACAGAUAAUGCCGGAAAGUAUAACUAUCAACGGCGAUUGCUAUGAAGUUAAUCUGUCGAUCCUGGCCCCAGACAUUACCCUGAACACGUUUAUACGAGAACAUGCCGGUCUCACGGGCACCAAGUUCAUGUGCCAGGAAGGUGGCUGUGGAGUCUGUGUUUGUGCCUUGAGCGGUGUUCAUCCGGUGACCGGGGAGCUGAGCACCUGGGCGGUUAACUCUUGCCUAACGCUGCUGAACACCUGCCUGGGCCUGCACGUGACCACGUCAGAGGGCCUGGGGAACAAGCGCAAAGGCUACCACGCCAUACAGCAGCGACUGGCGAAAAUGAACGGCACUCAAUGUGGCUAUUGCUCGCCAGGAUUCGUCAUGAAUAUGUACGCACUGCUGCAGUCCCAGGGCGGCCGUGUGACCAUGGCCGAGGUGGAGAAUGCCUUCGGCGGCAACAUUUGCCGCUGCACCGGCUAUCGACCGAUAUUGGAUGCAAUGAAGUCCUUUGCCGUCGACAGCAAUAUAACUGUGCCAGCGGAGUGUGCGGACAUUGAGGAUUUGAGUAGCAAGCAGUGCCCCAAGACAGGCGAGCUCUGUGCUGGCAGCUGCAAGAAGAACCAGCCGCGAGGUGUUCAACAAUACGCUGAUGGCAGUCGCUGGGCUUGGCCCCAGACACUGCCUGAGCUGUUCGAAGCGCUGGGAGCAGCUGUCAAGGAGCAGCUGCCGUACAUGCUGGUUGCUGGCAACACGGCGCACGGCAUCUACAGACGCUGCAUGGAGAUCAAAGCCUUCAUCGAUUUACGUGCCCUGGCAGAGCUGAGAGGCUACAGCUUGGCCAAUAAAGUUCUUACCCUAGGCGGAAAUCUAAGCCUUACCGAGACCAUGGACAUAUGCCGCAAGCUGGAGCAAACAACGGGAUUUGAGUACCUGGCCCAGGUGUGGCAGCACUUGGAUUGGAUUGCCAAUGUGCCAGUGCGCAAUGCCGGCACUCUGGCAGGCAACUUGUCCAUCAAGCACGCCCACCCCGAGUUCCCCUCGGAUGUGUUUAUCGUUUUGGAGGCUCUGGAUGCAAAAGUCAUAAUACAGGAGUCGCCGGACACACAGCAAACUGUGAGCUUAGCCAGCUAUUUGAAGCUGUCCAUGGAAGGCAAAAUUAUUCGUGGCAUUGCUUUGCCUGCCUAUCCGAAGAAGGAUGUUCUGUUUGAUUCGUACAAGAUUAUGCCACGUGCCCAGAAUGCGCAUGCGUAUGUGAACGCUGCCUUUCUGCUGGAACUGGACGCAGAGGCGAAGGUGAAAAAUGCUCGCAUUUGCUUUGGCGGCAUUCGACCGGACUUCGUGCAUGCAACGGUUAUUGAGCAGCUGCUGGUCGAACGCAAUCCCUUUGACAAUGCAUUGCUGGAGCAGGUAUUCGGCAAGCUGUCGACGCUGCUGCAGCCAGAUGAGGUGCUGCCGGAUGCAUCGCCUGUCUACCGUCGCAAGCUGGCCUGUGGACUGCUCUACAAGUUUCUGCUGAAGGCCGCUGCAUUGCGUCAACAGGCUCUGGGUAGUCGUCAGGUAACUGGAGGCGCCUUACUACAGCGUCCUGUGUCGAAGGGACAGCAAAGCUUCGAGACCUUUGAGCAGCACUAUCCAGUGACGAAGCCCACGGAGAAACAUGAGGGACUUAUUCAGUGCUCGGGUGAGGCGACCUAUGCCAAUGAUCUGCCCACGCAACAUAAUCAGCUGUGGGCAGCGUUUGUCACAGCAAAGCGUGUCGGUGCUGUGGUCAGCAAGGUGGACACAACAGCUGCUUUGGCAUUGCCCGGCGUGGUGGCCUAUUUGGAUGCUAAGGACAUACCGGGGCCGAAUUCAUUGCGCCCCAAGGCUAAAGAUGACUUCUUCUUCCCGCAGGAGGAGCAGCUCUUUGCCACAGGCGAAAUCAAGUUCUAUCAACAGCCCAUCGGAAUGGUGCUAGCCACUUCCAAUGCGCUGGCUCAACGUGCCGCCGAACUGGUUAAGCUCAGCUAUGAGGGCGGCGCCAAGGAGGUACUGCCCAGCAUGAAGCAUAUCUUGGAAUCUGCUGCAUCUGCCGAUCGCAUUCUUCAGCCAGUCAAAUCCAUGCACGACAAGUUGAAGCUGAAUGUCGCGCACGAUAUCAAGGGCAGCGGCAAAUUGGAUAUGGGACUUCAGUAUCAUUAUUUUAUGGAGCCACAGACGACGGUGGUGUUGCCCUUUGAGGGUGGCCUACAGGUUUAUGUGGCCACACAGUGGAUGGAUCUUUCGCAGGACGUCAUCGCCAAUGUGUUGCAGCUAAAGAGCAACGAGGUGCAAGUGAAGACUCGUCGCAUUGGGGGUGGCUAUGGUGGCAAAGCAACGCGUUGCAACUUAGCUGCAACUGCAGCUGCCGUCGCUGCCCACAAGCUCAAUCGUCCAGUGAGGUUUGUUCAGUCGCUGGAGUCCAUCAUGAAUACGACGGGCAAACGUUGGUCCUUCCACUGCGACUAUGACUUCUACGUGCAGGCCAAUGGCAAGAUUGUGGGCAUCGAGAGUCGCUUCUACGAGGAUGCCGGCUAUCUGACCAAUGAGUCACCUAUCGGACAUACGGUGCUGCUGUCUAAGAACUGUUAUGAGUUCAGCGAUAAUUACAAGCUGGAUGGCUUUAUGGUCAUCUCGGAUUCGCCGAGCAAUACGCCCUGCCGAGCACCCGGCUCUGUUGAGGGCAUUGCGAUGAUGGAGAAUAUCAUUGAGCAUAUUGCCUUUGAAACAGGUGUCGAUCCAGCUGAUGUGCGCUUCGCUAAUUUAUUGCCCGCUCACAAAAUGGGCGACAUGAUGCCCAGAUUCCUCAAGAGUACUCUGUAUCGUGAGCGCCGAUCCGAAAUUAUCGCCCACAACAAGGAACAUCGUUGGCGCAAACGCGGUCUAGGCUUGUGCAUCAUGGAGUAUCAGAUUGGUUACUUCGGACAGUAUCCGGCUACGGUGGCCAUCUAUCACAGUGACGGCACAGUUGUAGUCUCUCACGGUGGCAUCGAAAUGGGUCAAGGCAUGAACACAAAGGUCGCUCAGGUCGUGGCUCAUACUUUAGGCAUUGCCCUGGAACAGGUGCGCAUAGAAGCUAGCGAUACGAUUAAUGGAGCCAACUCGAUGGUCACCGGCGGCGCUGUGGGCAGUGAGACAUUAUGUUUUGCUGUGCGUAAAGCCUGCGAGACUCUGAACUCGCGCCUGGCCCCAGUCAAGGAGGAGCUGAAAGCAGGUGACUGGCAACAGCUGAUCACUGAGGCAUACAACCGCAAGAUCAACUUGAUAGCCAGCGACCAGUGCAAACAGGGCGACAUGGAGCCAUACUCGGUGUGUGGCUUGUGCCUUACCGAGGUGGAGCUGGAUGUGCUCACUGGUAACUAUCUGAUCAAUCGUGUGGAUCUACUCGAGGACACUGGUGAGAGCUUGAACCCCAACGUGGAUAUUGGUCAGAUUGAGGGCGCCUUUAUGAUGGGCCUUGGUUAUUGGACCAGUGAACAGAUAGUUGUUGAUAAGGAAACGGGCGAAUGUUUGACGAAUCGCACCUGGAACUACAAGCCGCCAGGUGCCAAGGAUAUACCCAUUGAUCUGCGCAUCGAGCUGCUGCCCAAGAGUCCCAAUAAGGCGGGUUUCAUGCGUUCGAAGGCUACUGGAGAACCUGCCAUUUGCCUGGCAAUUUCCGUGGCCUUUGCUCUGCAGCAGGCGCUGCAAUCUGCGCGAGAUGAUGCCGGCCUGCCGAAGACAUGGAUUACCCUAAAUGCGCCCAUGACGCCAGAGCUGCUUGUAUCAUACGCGGGCACCGAACCAGCUCAGCUCAGGCUGACCUAAGGUCAUGCUUCAGCGAACCAACCUCAUACUAACACUGAAGCGAAGACCAAAGAGAGCGCGUGAGAAGCGGCACGUGGCGAUGCGAGCGCGAUGAUAAGCACGAGCUAUAUACAUAUAUAUAGAAAUAGAUAUAAGUGUGCAGAGUAUAUAUAUAUACAUAUAUAUAUAAAGGUACAUAUAUAUGCGCACCUUGUUUUAUGCACAAUAAAUUAGAAACUUAUCCAACG